Messenger RNA from Funneliformis mosseae, 1077 nucleotides. Lineage: Eukaryota; Fungi; Glomeromycota; Glomeromycetes; Glomerales; Glomeraceae. The record is from the annotation of a GenBank genome assembly.
AUGUCCUCGGAACGCAAACUUAAAUUACCUAAGCUUCCAAAAAUACCAAAAAUAUUAAAAAAGAAAAAAACUCCAAGUGUUGAAAUGACGACCAACCGACCUGAAAUUAGUAAUACCGUUUCUGAGCCUGAUCUCGAAAAAAAGUUUGCUGAAAACCUGAGUUUGAAGGACUCAUAUGACCUCAAGGAUGAAAAACAAGAGAACACAGCUUCAGAAACUAAAUCCGGAGCGUCUAUUGGUACGGAAUUCACUUCAAAACCGGUAGCAAAUGUUGAAGGUGACAUCGAAAACUUUGCAGUAAGACUAGGACUCAAUAAAUUCACAAAAAAUAAAGAUGAGUGGAAGAAAUUUUAUGUCUUCGCUGGCUCAGAUUUCGUUUGGCCUCAACCCCCGACGGACAUUAAUGAGCGUCGCUUAAUUUUUGAUUAUGUCAUCGAUCCAGAUUGGGAUCCAAUCGGGGAGGAACUCGCCACAAAUGCACUUGAAUAUCGUCGUUUACUCGAAUCCGACACUCUUGAUCCAUUGCAGGGUACACAUAUAUUAAUCGUUCAUGGGAAAUUUGUUAGGUACGGAUCAAGUAAAGAAGAAAAGAAAAUGAGGGAGGAUUAUCCGGGGUGCUAUUACGUACCUGUUAAAGAACGUAUUGUUGAAUUGCGUAGAUUUUCAGCAUCUGAUGCUAAUACAAAUGCAGGUGCAGAGAAAGAGUGGCAGGUCCAAGGUUUCCGAAUGAUAAUGGAUACAGGCGCAACAACGACUGUAAUCCCAUACUUUAUAAGAAGAAAACUAUAUAGUGCUCAAGAUGGUUGGAGUCCAAAUCCUAGUAGAGCUGAUGGAUAUGGUGCUGGCGCAAAAAUGUUUCAGGCUUCAAGAGAUUGGUACAUUUGCUUAGGUGAUGGGAUCAACUGGUCUGGUUGGGUUAGGACAAACGAAAUUCAUUCAUGGCAAAGUAAUCCAGCUGGUGUCACAUGUGGUGUAAUUGGUUACGAUGUUCUUAACAAUAUUCCGCAUUACAAACCCUGUAGGCAACCCUACGUAUUUCUUAAAAACGAUAUUUUCGGCCAAAUACCACAAUUACAA